CAUAUGGAAACUCGAAAAUUACGUGUUGUAAAACUCCCUUCAGAAGAUUUAUCCUAUACUAAUUGUGCCGCGGUAAACGUCAAAGAAUAUCCCGUAAAUGUAAUUCAUAUUGAAAUUAAUUCUUGUAAUCGGUGGUUUGUUUUUUCAAUUCGUAAAAUUUCUGACAUUCAGUUGGGGAGUAUUGGAUUUUCUUUGCCUCAUCGCAAAUGGGCAAGUUUAUCAAUUGAGGCAUUAGUUGAUGCAAGACCUUUUAAAUUUAACCCAAAGUCGCAAUAUAUAAGUAAGAUAAGAUUCAAUAUAGAUUUUUGGAGUAAAAAGGUUCCACUUCAAGAACCAUUUGAUACUGAUAAAAUGGCAAAUGAUAUUAUGACACAAUAUUCAAAUGUUGCUUUUUCCAUUGAUCAGCAAAUCCCAUACAAUUUUAUGAAUAAAAAAUUAUUAUCAAUUGUAGUUAAAGAAUUAGAAUGUGCAGAUGUUAAAGAUAAAAAUAUUGAAAUUAAGAAACAAAAUAUUGGAAUUCUUAUGCCAAAUUCAAUCAUAUUAUUUGAUAAACCUGAGGAUUCCUCUAUACUUCUAACUGGGAAAUCUCGAGGAAAAGUAUCAUAUCAAUCAAUUAUAAAUCCUGAUUGGGAUUUUCAAAAAAUGGGUAUAGGGGGUUUAGAUACAGAAUUUUCUGCUAUAUUCAGAAGAGCAUUUGCAUCAAGAGUCUUUCCUCCAGAAGUUAUCGAACUACUUGGAUGUAAACAUGUUAAAGGAAUUUUACUUUUUGGUCCACCAGGUACUGGUAAAACCUUGAUGGCAAGACAAAUUGGGAAAAUGUUAAAUUCACGUGAACCAAUUAUAGUUAAUGGACCUCAAAUAUUAGAUAAAUAUGUUGGAGAAUCUGAAGCAAAUAUACGGAAGUUAUUUGCACCUGCAGAAGAAGAGGAGAAACGAUUAGGACCUAUGAGUGGACUUCAUAUUAUUAUAUUUGAUGAAAUUGAUGCAAUAUGUAAAUCUAGAGGAUCUGUAGCAGGUAAUACUGGUGUUCAUGAUACAGUUGUCAAUCAAUUAUUGGCUAAAAUUGAUGGGGUUGAUCAGUUAAAUAAUAUUUUAGUCAUUGGAAUGACUAAUCGCAAAGAUAUGAUAGAUGAUGCACUAUUAAGGCCUGGUAGAUUGGAAGUUCAAAUGGAAAUUGGAUUACCAAGUGAAGAGGGUAGGCUACAAAUAAUAAAAAUUCAUACAGCAAAAAUGGUAGAAAACAAAAAAUUGGCAAGUGAUGUAGAUCUUAAGAAAUUAGCUGAGCUUACAAGAAAUUUUAGUGGUGCUGAAAUUGAAGGAUUGGUUAGAGCUGCACAGUCUUCUGCUCUUAACAGACUGAUUAAAGCAACAAACAAAGUUAAAGUGGAUCCUGAUGCCAUUGAAAAAAUAAUGAUUGGCAUGGAUGAUUUUCUCAAUGCGCUUGAAAAUGAUAUUAAACCAAGCUUUGGAGCAAGCUAUGAGCAAGUUGAAAACUAUAUUUCACAUGGCAUUAUCACAUGGGGAAAAAUUAUUACAGAAAUAUUAGAGGAUGGUGAUUUAUUUGUUCAACAGGUUAAAAAUAGUGAAAGUAAAUGUUUGAUAAGUGUUUUACUAGAUGGUACACCUGGUAGUGGGAAAACUGCUCUUGCUGCCAAAAUUGCACUCACCUCAAAUUUCCCAUUUGUAAAAGUGGUAUCUCCUGAAGAUAUGAUCGCAUUUACUGAACCAGCCAAAUGUCAAUACAUAAAAAAAAUAUUUGAUGAUGCUUACAAAUCUGAACUGAGUUGUAUAAUAGUUGAUGACAUAGAAAGAUUGCUAGAAUAUAGUCCUGUAGGGCCACGCUAUUCAAAUUUAGUUCUCCAAACACUAUUAAUUCUUCUAAAAAAGGAACCUCCAUAUGGAUCCAAAGGUGUCCACAAACGUAUGCUUGUACUAGGAACCACUAGCGAGCCUUCAAUUGCAAAAGAUUUGGGGAUUAUAUCAGCCUUUACAUCAACUAUAAGAAUAUUUAAUUUAUCAACAGGACAACAUGUGAUUAAUGUCUUGGAAGUUUUAGACUUUUUCGAGGCACCCGAGUUAGAGGCCAUAUCAAAUAAAAUUAGAUAUUCAAAAUGUUUUGUUGGUAUUAAGAAGCUUAUUGCCAUCGCUGAUUUAUCGAGACAAUCGGAACCUCUAUAUAGGGCCAUCAAAUUUAUAAGUAAAAUGGAAGAAGAGGGAGGCUUACAAUUGCAUCCUGAAACUUAUGAAAUGACAGAUAAUGACUAUGAAAGAACAUUUAAUGGGAAACACUGAUUUAUUAUGCUUAAUCAGUAGAUUAUAUAAAUAUUUACA
Gordionus sp. m RMFG-2023 is the source of this 2331-nucleotide messenger RNA. Its product is annotated as vesicle-fusing ATPase 1-like. Gene Ontology annotation, cellular component: Golgi stack. Gene Ontology annotation, biological process: SNARE complex disassembly; Golgi to plasma membrane protein transport; intra-Golgi vesicle-mediated transport. The transcript is spliced from 2 exons. The coding region runs from base 4 to 2292 and encodes 762 amino acids. Lineage: Eukaryota; Metazoa; Nematomorpha; Gordioida; Chordodea; Parachordodidae. Gene Ontology annotation, molecular function: ATP hydrolysis activity; ATP binding. The record is from RefSeq and is a predicted model, not a curated record.